CCGGCCUGGCGGGGCCGCGCCGGGCGUGCGUACGGGCAGGCGGGGCUGCCCACAAGAAGCCGGAAGCGGUCGCGACGCCAGCGUGGGCGGCCGGCCGCGGCGGAGGCGCCGGGAGGCGGUGGCGGGUCGCGUGGGGCGACUCUCCGCGCUCAGCAUUAUGGAUCCAAGCCUGCUGAAAGAACGGGAGUUAUUCAAAAAACGAGCUCUUUCUACUCCUGUGGUAGAAAAACGUCCAGUAUCUUCUGAAGCAUCAUCAUCAUCAUCAUCAUCAUCAUCGAAGAAGAAGAAGGCAAAGCUAGAACAUGGAGGAUCAUCAGGCUCUAAACAAAUUUCUGAUCAUAGCAAUGGAUCAUUUAACUUGAAAGCUCUAUCAGGAAGCUCUGGAUAUAAGUUUGGCGUUCUUGCUAAGAUUGUGAAUUACAUGAAAACGAGGCAUCAGCAAGGAGAUACACAUCCUCUAACUUUAGAAGAAAUCUUGGAUGAAACACAACAUCUAGACAUUGGACUAAAGCAGAAACAAUGGCUAAUGACUGAGGCUUUAGUCAAUAAUCCAAAAAUUGAAGUAAUAGAUGGAAAGUAUGCCUUCAAACCCAAGUACAAGGUGAAAGAUAAGAAGUCACUACUUAGACUCUUAGAUAAUCAUGACCAGCGGGGCUUAGGAGGAAUUCUUUUAGAAGACAUAGAGGAAGCAUUGCCCAAUUCCCAGAAAGCAGUCAAGGCUUUAGGGGACCAGAUACUAUGUGUAAAUCGUCCUGAUAAGAAGAAAGUUCUUUUCUUCAAUGAUAAGAGCUGUCAGUUUACUGUGGAUGAAGAGUUUCAGAAACUGUGGAGGAGUGUCACCGUGGAUUCAAUGGAUGAAGAGAAAAUUGAGGACUAUCUGAAACGACAGGGUAUUUCUUCCAUGCAAGAUUCUGGACCAAAGAAAGUGGCCCCAAUUCAGAGAAGGAAAAAGCCUGCUUCACAGAAAAAGCGACGGUUUAAGACUCAUAACGAACACAUGGCUGGAGUGCUAAAGGACUACUCUGAUAUUCAACCUAGCAAAUAGUGAGCAGUUUUGUCUGUGAGCAGAGUUACAGAUGGAAAGUCAAGAUCUUUCUUGUUGAUGCUGUGAUCUGAAGACUCUCUUCCCAUUCUGUUCCUUAGGACUGAAGAGAGGAACAGUUCCAGUUUACAUACAAAUUCAAAUUCAAAUUUAAUUGAAUGGCCAAUGAGAAGUAUGAUACUCCUGGUUAACCUGUUAUUUCUUGAGGCUUGGAUAGUGAAGACGCUUAGCAUGGAAUGCAGGUGUCUUUGCUUUUUCUCUUGAAAGUUGUCUCUGGUUCCAUUUUUCCUUUUAUUACUUUAGAACAAGUUAUCAAAGUCUUGUGUGCGCUAAAAGAACAUAUUUAUAAUAAAAUUGUAGGAGGUGCUCUUAGAUUGUGAAUUCAGUUUGUUUCUUUCCAUUUGGUCACAGCAGUAGACAGCUCUUGUCUUAGACUUUCAAGGGCUCAUGUCUGGGAUAUUGUUGAAGAUUGUGACCUGUGUGACCAGUGAUGUGUUGCUGAGCAUAGGGAUUUCACAAUUGGAUGAUAAGGUGUGUCUCUUAUUUACAAGUGAAGCAAUAAAGAUACACUACAUGUAAUAUUUAAUAUUUUCUUUUGAAAAGUUAAACUGGUUUUAGCCUCUUGGACUUUACAAGUAAUAGUCUGGCCCUCUGCAGCAAGGAUGGAUAGAGUCUUCUUGCCAACCUGAACAUCAGCUUUCCCAUGUCACCCUUCAUGGAACUUGACCCUGAGGUUCUUCUGGUGGAGACACCUUUUUCUCCCCGUCAUUGGUGAGCUCAUGGGAGUCAUUGUCAAAUAUGUGCGGAUUCUUAGUUAUGGUGACUUAAGAGAAGUCUCUGUAGUCAUUUUAGCCUUUGGCAAACUAUCCUUUUUCCUUAUCUGUGCUUGUUAUGUAGUCUGUUGGGCUUAUUUGGGUUCAUUGUUGGUCUCCCUAUCAUAAAUUGAAAAUUCUAGCAGAUUAUAGAAACAAGGUUCAGUGUUCUCAAAAAAAGCAUAAUGGUAACCCAAAGCAGUAAGGACUUUGUGCAAAUGACAAGGGGCCUUUUUGCUGUGUUCUUUUUAUCCUUUCUAUAUGCUUCUCAUUCAUUUACAGUGACAUCUUACUUUCUUAUAUCCAAGCUCCAAAACACAGCAUGAGAAGAUAUUGAUAGAAGUUGGAGACUUCUGGGCAUAAUUUAGAACAUGGCAGACAGCCUGUCUUUCUUUAUAGCAGAGGUUUCUGCUGGUAAGGAGAAACUUUAAUGUGUUAUGUCAUAAAACUAGUUUUUCUGUUAUUAAAAAAAAAAAAAGGCUGGAGCUGGUUGCUUUUUGUGGUCUAGGCACCAUCCUGUUUUGUGAGCUAGGUCUGCAGAUAAAUUUUGGACAUCUCAAACACUUCAUGUUUUGUGUGGAAACAGACACCACUUCCUCUGUCACAGGUUCAAAG
Talpa occidentalis (Iberian mole) is the source of this 2469-nucleotide messenger RNA. It is a transcript of the gene GTF2E2, whose product is annotated as general transcription factor IIE subunit 2. The transcript is spliced from 8 exons. Gene Ontology annotation, biological process: transcription initiation at RNA polymerase II promoter. The coding region runs from base 158 to 1045 and encodes 295 amino acids. NCBI's taxonomy places the organism in Eukaryota, Metazoa, Chordata, Mammalia, Eulipotyphla, Talpidae. Gene Ontology annotation, cellular component: transcription factor TFIIE complex. The record is from RefSeq and is a predicted model, not a curated record.